Molecule: messenger RNA, 521 nt
Organism: Cercospora beticola
Lineage: Eukaryota; Fungi; Ascomycota; Dothideomycetes; Mycosphaerellales; Mycosphaerellaceae
Source: RefSeq, a predicted model, not a curated record
GGCUGUAGUCGUCCUUCUGUAAUAGUCACACUUCGCGUCAACUUUCACUUGAGGUCCGUGCUUGCGUUAGCUUUAGCUUCUGAUUGCUUCCAAGACUUUCCACUUCUGUUCCACCCACCAACACGCGCACAAAUUUUGCACCUGUCGCACCAAACAUCGAGAUGGCGCGACGCAGUCGAGGUCAGCGUCGCCGCCACGCGGUGCAGCAGCGCAAGCAAUCUGAGCGCCGCCGCGCUGAGACCGACGAUACCCAACAAGCCUCCAGAUUGAUGGCUCUCCCGGCCGAGUUGCGGAACCGUAUCUGGACAUACGUUUUCGAAGGUUCUGUCCAAGAGUUGCGUGUCGAUGAGUUUUACACGCCAGGCAUGAAGGGCCUCUGGCGCGACCCCUCUGGCCCUCCGCCCACCACAAGAGUCAUGGCGGGGUCCUGGAGUUACUACACAAGCCCGCCGCCGCUACUGUCUACAGUAAGUCACCUUUCGAUGCGGAUACUGGUCUCAAAUCCACGCGCACGAUGCUGA